Molecule: messenger RNA, 4866 nt
Organism: Asterias rubens (European starfish)
Lineage: Eukaryota; Metazoa; Echinodermata; Asteroidea; Forcipulatida; Asteriidae
Product: intraflagellar transport protein 140 homolog
Exons: 33
Coding region: 115-4464 (1449 amino acids)
Biological process (GO): intraciliary retrograde transport
Cellular component (GO): axoneme; ciliary basal body; intraciliary transport particle A
Molecular function (GO): protein binding
Source: RefSeq, a predicted model, not a curated record
UCAGAAGAUCUCUGCGAUUUGAUGUUCAUACCGUCUGUAAAAUAUGAUCAAAUAAACGUGAUCGCUUGAAUACUAACGUUCUAGAGAAAGUGACUGAAAACUGUUGCCAAAGAAAUGACAGUUUACUUUGACCACCGAGUCCAACCACCAUCAUCUGGUGCUAACGUCGACAUCGCAUGGCAUCCUACACAUCCCUGUUUGGCCGUAGCUACAAGGCCUGAUGUUGGAGGGGGCUUUGUUCAAAUCUAUAAUGAAGAGGGUGAACCAAUCGAAACCUCCAACAUUCAGAGAUCUUGUUCCUCAUCUUCCCUAGCCUGGAAUCCAGUCAAGCCCUCGGUGGCCAUUGGUUGGGAGAAUGGAGAGAUCACUGUGUGGAGUGAACAGCACCAUGAGUUGUACGAGUCGCCCAAGCUACACAAAGGGGAGGUCUGCCUGAUUGUUUGGAACGAUGCUGGGAGCCGUAUACUAACUGCAGACAGGACGGGGCUGAUUGCUGUGUGGAAAUGUGACGCACGAGGUCGCUUUAGUUCGACGCCCCUUUGCAAACAAGAGCUGGAUCAGACAACAACUCAAUGCGUGUUUCAGCCGGGAAUCAGCUCAGAAGUUGCAGCCGGCAAUCAGAAGGCACUGGAUAUGUUUUGGGAUAAAUCCGCUCUGAAGCUACCAGGCUCCAACAACGAUGGACUGACUUGCUAUAUUGGUGGCUCGGAAGGUAAAGGCUAUUACAUCGAUGAAAAAGGAAGUUGUACCCAGGUCUUAACGACAGACGGCCCCAUCAAGAAGAUGCUGUUUAACAAACAUCGUAACAUCUUAGUGAUCAUCACAAAGGCUCUCAUGCUAACUCAGUACAGCCUGUCGUCAGACGGCAAAACAAUCGAAACCGUCAAGGUGAAGCUGAGCGGCAAAGUAACUGAAACAGACUGUGAUAUGGUGUGGGCUGGAAAGGGCCUGCUAGCAACAGCAAGCGGAGAAUGCGUCAUCAGAAUGUGGGACCUCGAUAAAGACGAUAAUUACGUCUUGGCGCUGGAUAACAAGCAGGGAUUUGAGACUGGAGAGUGCAUUAACUGCGUGGCUUACUCCUCAAAGAAAGGUGUAUUGGUCGGUGGGACUGACAAGGGGCGUGUAGCCAUGUGGAAGUUUGCUCCAAUGACGGGCAUCAUGGCACGGAAACAAGAAGGGGAAACCAAAUGGAAACUUCAGGCCCCAUCUAUCUUGGAGGGAAACAUAUUACAGGCAAAGUGGGGUACCAGCAGGGACUACCUAGCCCUGAAUAGCAUCCACAGUGUGGUGGUGCUUCAUGCACAUGACAUGAGUGCACACAUCAAAGACAAGGUUGCUGCAGUACAGACAGGCCCAAGUACAAUGUGUAUAGACUUACUAGGUACAGGAGCACACCAUGAAGUCAAGACCGACAUCCACAUCAAGGGCAUCUAUGCCACCAAGGACCAUGUAGCAAUAUGGAAUGGAAAGAAAGCUGUAGUUUAUGACAUUUCAUCAUCAGUGAAAGCCGCAGGUACUUUCACCACAGACUGCAGAAUUGUGUGUCUCUACGAGCAGAAUGCCUACACCACAGAGCCUGGCAAGAUACAAGUUCGCAAUUUUCAGGGUACCGUGAAGCAGUUGAUCACACUGAAUGAGAUGGAAGGGGAACCGGUUACCAUGGAUAUCAGCGGUCACUUCCUGGUGGUCACUACAACCACUGGUUUCAUCAAGGUGUACGAUGUAUCUAGAAGAGAGGCCAAGUCUCACUGUACUCCCAUCAACCUGACGGAGUCCGUCAGUAGACUCGGUAACAUCACCAUGGGAAAGAUCAACAGCAAUGGAACCAAAGUCUGUGUCAUUACCAGCCAGGACAAUGGAACACCUAACAGUAAACUAUACGUGUGGGAUUGUGACCUGGGGACUGUGACCCAGUUUGAUCUAGCCACGGGCCGUGGUGACCAGGAAGAUUACUGCGGGCAGGAUGAUGAAAUAAGCGACACAGAGAGGGGUCGUGUAGAGGCUGCCCAUGAUAUAGCCGGCCGAUACCCACUGGCCGUUCACUGGGAUCCUCAGGAGUCUAAACUACUCAUCUGUGAGGCCAAACUCUCCGACUCGGACGACGGGGCAGUUAACAAGAAAUCCUCGCUACUCCUGUCAAUGAAAGAUUCACCGCCUGAUGUAAUGAUCAUAUCCUUGUUUAGUACCCUGGAGCAUGGCAUUGUACUUCAAGACAAUUUUGGCUUGGUACCAGCCUACAGCCACCUGCUCGGGUUACAGGUGCCAUUUUACUACUUUAUUAAGAAGGCCGGUGAGAAGAGCGAAGGUAUCCCAACCUUGUCCCCAGGUUCCUUGGUUGCUAAGCAGGUGAUGAGGGACUUCAUUGGGCUAGAGGAAGGAGACAAGAACGCUCAGGAGGCCAUGAUGAGUUUCAGUUACUUCUUGACCAUCGGUAAUAUGGACGAAGCAUUCAAAGCCAUCAAACUCAUAAAGAGCGAGUCCGUGUGGGAAAACAUGGCCAAGAUGUGUGUGAAGACGAGACGACUAGACGUUGCCAAGGUGUGCUUAGGAAACAUGGGUCAUGCGCGAGGAGCGAGGGCGCUCCGGGAAGUAGACAAAGAGCCCGAGCUGGACGCCAAAGUAGCCAUGUUGGCCAUACAGCUCGGACAGUUGGAUGAUGCGGAAAGAUUGUACAAGAACUGUUCCCGAUAUGAUCUGCUCAACUCUUUCUACCAGGCCAGCGGACAAUGGGGAAAGGCUAUGGAGACAGCUGAAUUGAAUGAUAGAAUCCACCUGCGGACAACAUACUACAAUUAUGCCAAGCACCUGGAGGCUAAAGGAGACAUUAAUGGAGCUAUACCAAACUAUGAGAAGUCGGAUACCCAUCGUUUUGAAGUUCCCAGGAUGUUGUUUGACGAACCUCAGGCGCUGGAAGCGUACAUCAUGAAGAACAAGGACAAGUCUCUUAGGAAGUGGUGGGCACAGUACAUGGAGAGCACCGGUGAGAUGGAGACUGCUCUCCAGUUCUAUGAGGCGGGCCAAGAUUUCUUAUCUCUAGUUAGAGUCUACUGCUACUGUGGCAAUCUAGAGAAGGCUGCAGAGAUUGCCAAUGAGACUGGUAACAAAGCUGCCUGCUAUCAUCUGGCAAGACAGUAUGAGAACCAGGAUAACAUCCGUGAGGCAAUUCACUUCUUCACUAGAGCCCAGGCGUACAGUCAGGCAAUAAGACUCUGCAAGGAGAACAACAUGGAGGAUCAGUUGAUGAACCUAGCCUUGAUGAGCUCCAAUGAGGACAUGAUUGAGGCAGCCCGCUACUACGAGACCAAUCCCAACACCAUGGACAAAGCAGUCAUGCUCUUCCACAAGGGUGGGCAUUUCUCCAAGGCUUUGGAGCUGGCCUUUAAGACCCAGCAGUUUGGAGCUCUUCAGCUCAUUGCAGAAGAUCUGGACGAGAGGACAGAUCCAGUUCUACUCAACCGCUGUGCAGAGUUCUUUAUGGAGCAUGGCCAGUACGACAAGGCUGUAGACUUAAUGGUGGUUGCCAAGAAGUAUGAUGAGGCUCUUGAUCUCUGCGAGCGACAGAGCGUCCCGAUCACGGAGCGCUUAGCAGAGAAGAUGACCCUCUCCAAGGACAACAAGAACAGCGAUGUACGCAUGAAGCUACUGGAGAAAGUCGCUGAUAUCUGCUUCUUACAAGGAGCUUAUCAUCUAGCUACUAAGAAGUACACACAGGCUGGUAACAAAGUCAAGGCCAUGCGAGCAUUGUUGAAAUCUGGUGAUACAGAGAAGAUCAUCUUCUUUGCCGGCGUGUCCAGACAGAAGGAGAUCUACGUCAUGGCAGCUAACUAUCUACAGUCCUUGGACUGGAGGAAAGACCCAGAGAUCAUGAAGAACAUCAUCGGCUUCUACACCAAGGGUAGAGCUCUGGACUCACUGGCAGGAUUCUAUGAUGCUUGUGCUCAGGUGGAGAUUGACGAGUAUCAGAACUACGACAAGGCUCUAGGAGCUUUGAGUGAAGCCUACAAGUGUCUGAGCAAAGCUAAGAUGAAGAAUGCCUCCUUACAAGAAGAGAAAUUAGGAGCUCUUAAGAACAGGAUUGGACUCAUUAAGAAGUUUGUCACCGCUCGAAGAGUGUAUGACGAGGAACCAGAUGAAGCCAUGAGGCAGUGUCAAGUACUACUGGAAGAGUCAGAGUUAGACAGUGCCGUCAGAGUGGGUGAUGUCUUUGGUAUGAUGAUCGAACAUUAUGCAAGACAAGAAAACUUCAAGAAGGCAUACGAGUUCAUGGAGGACAUGCGUUCCCGUAUUCCAACAGUCAAUAUGGCGUACUACGUCAACAUGCGUACUAUAGAAGCCGUGCACAGGGCUUUGGAUAUCCCAUUGGGGCGUGGCAUGGGGGCGGAGACAGCGCCCGGUCAGGGGGAUGAGGAUGAUGUGGAGGAGGAGGUACAGGAGGACUUUCAAGACGACGAGGGAUUCUGCUGAUAGUGAAAAAUUAGGUUUCAGGGUGUGGCUUUGUAGAGGGUGUGGCUGCUAAAGGCGUGACUCUCCAAAAGGGGAUAGUUAAACAAAGUGUCAAAGUAUACACCAAUCCGCGCGGCAAGUGUUGAGCACUGCGCGCCAUUUGCUGUGGUGUCUUCAGUGCCCAGAUUGUGCACCGCAGACACAGCAGUUGUUAAUUUUUUCAAUAGAGGGCGCUACCAAUUUUGUUUAGACGGAUUGGUCUAUAGGCCCCACUGGAUGUUAGCUUCUGAGGAAGCCUGCAAGAACAAAACAUUGCUAAGCACAGCUGACACUUCUUUGGAAUGAUGCAGGGUUUUUACCGUCGAUUUCACAAAACUCUUCCUAACUUAGGAAUAAUCUUAGGGUUUAAGACGGGUUCAGUUC